AUGCCUAUCCCAAUCAGUGUGAUCACCACCUUCCGCACUACCUUCAACCCCUUCUCCCAGGCUUCUCGGCCCUGCCGCCUCUUCCUGUCUCUCCUCCGCACCCCCAACACCGUCCCCGGUGGCGCGAGCUUCAUCGACAUCAAGGUCAAUCAGCUGCCGCGCAACUCUACACAGGAACCUACUAUGACUAUAGGCUUCAAGGGUGGAAAGGAACUGACCCUGGAGGUUGGUAAGCGUGGACUGAAGAUCGGUGAUGUGGUGGAGGAAGUGUCGCGAGUUGGUCGCCAGUUGGAGCGCGAGGCCAGUCUGAAGGGCUAG
This is a messenger RNA of Penicillium pulvis, 318 nucleotides long. Its product is annotated as mitochondrial 54S ribosomal mL53 domain-containing protein. The record is from RefSeq and is a predicted model, not a curated record. The coding region runs from base 1 to 318 and encodes 105 amino acids. Gene Ontology annotation, molecular function: structural constituent of ribosome. Gene Ontology annotation, cellular component: mitochondrial large ribosomal subunit. The transcript has a single exon. NCBI's taxonomy places the organism in Eukaryota, Fungi, Ascomycota, Eurotiomycetes, Eurotiales, Aspergillaceae.